Spizellomyces punctatus DAOM BR117 is the source of this 1614-nucleotide messenger RNA. Its product is annotated as NADH dehydrogenase [ubiquinone] flavoprotein 1, mitochondrial. The record is from RefSeq and is a predicted model, not a curated record. NCBI's taxonomy places the organism in Eukaryota, Fungi, Chytridiomycota, Chytridiomycetes, Spizellomycetales, Spizellomycetaceae. Gene Ontology annotation, molecular function: NAD binding; NADH dehydrogenase (ubiquinone) activity; FMN binding. Bases 40 to 1491 code for a protein of 483 amino acids. The transcript has 2 exons.
UGAGGUGAACGAAGUCAUCACCGACAGCCGUUGCGUACCAUGCUUGCAACAAAGCAGUUGACAGUGUCGGCGUUGAAGCGCUCAUCUUUGACCGCGACAGCUGUCGCUGCGCGCUCCGUUCAGCCUCGUGCAACCUUUGCAACUGCUGCCCCUGACCCAUCACCUAACCGCACGUACGGAAACCUCAGCGAUGAAGACCGCAUAUUCACUAACCUUUACGGAAAGCACGACUUUCGCUUAGCGGGUGCACUCAAGCGUGGUGACUGGUACAAGACCAAGGAAAUUAUCUUGAAAGGCCAUGACUGGAUCAUUAACGAGAUGAAGACAUCAGGCUUGCGUGGACGAGGUGGGGCUGGCUUCCCCUCUGGCCUCAAGUGGUCAUUCAUGAACAAGCCAGGGGGUCCAGAUGGCCGUCCACGAUACUUGGUGGUAAAUGCAGAUGAAGGAGAACCGGGUACCUGCAAGGACCGCGAGAUUAUGCGCCACGACCCUCACAAGCUUAUUGAAGGUUGCUUAGUGGCUGGUCGCGCGAUGAGCGCCAACGCAGCCUACAUCUAUAUCCGUGGUGAAUUCUACAACGAAGCCUCCAAUCUUCAGGAAGCUAUCAAUGAGGCUUACAAAGCGGGCUUGAUUGGCAAGAAUGCAUGCGGCUCUGGUUACGAUUUCGAUGUAUAUGUGCACCGUGGUGCUGGAGCUUAUAUUUGCGGAGAGGAAACAGCUCUUAUUGAAUCCAUUGAAGGAAAGCAGGGAAAACCUCGUUUGAAGCCUCCAUUUCCUGCCGACGUGGGAUUGUUCGGUUGUCCCACAACUGUGGCGAAUGUGGAAACUGUGGCUGUGGCGCCGACUAUCUUGCGUCGUGGAGGUUCAUGGUUUGCAGGUCUCGGCCGUGCCCGUAACAGCGGCACUAAGCUGUUCUGUAUUUCCGGUCAUGUGAACAAACCUUGCACUGUGGAAGAGGAGAUGUCUAUUCCCCUCCGAGACCUCAUUGACAAGCAUUGCGGCGGUGUUCGCGGUGGAUGGGAUAAUCUUUUAGGUAUCAUUCCUGGCGGUUCUUCUGUUCCUGUUCUGCCAAAGAAGAUCUGCGAGGAAGUUUUGAUGGACUUUGAUUCUCUUCGUGAUGCGCAGUCUGGGUUGGGCACUGCAGCGGUGAUUGUCAUGGACAAGAGUACCGAUAUGGUGCAGGCGAUCUCAAGGCUAAGUGCGUUUUACAAGCAUGAGAGUUGUGGACAAUGUACACCAUGUCGUGAGGGUACGGGUUGGUUGGCCAACAUGAUGGCACGAUUCGAAACCGGUAACGCGAAGAAGGCUGAGAUUGACAUGAUCGAGGAGCUUAGUAGGCAGAUUGAGGGGCAUACCAUUUGUGCAUUGGGAGACGCAGCGGCUUGGCCUGUGCAAGGUCUCAUCCGCCAUUUCCGCCCGGAGAUUGAAAAGAAGAUUGAUGAGUUCCACGCGCGUCGGCGGCUUGAAGAGCCUGUGGCGGCACAAGCUUGAGAGGGGAUAUGAAGAGUGGAUAGAGUUGUCAUCGCAAAAUACAUUAUGAAUAUUGUAUCAUCCGUUGCUCGGAUUGCCUGUCAAUGACGUGCUAGCCAUGCCAGAGACCAGUAUUUUUUAGCC